AUGAGGCUGCCGUUACUGGCGUUUCUACCUUUAAUCGCUGCAGAAUCAUUCGUUUACCUACAUCCAGUGAAUCCCAAUCUACAUCCUAGGGAUAUGUAUCCCAUUCAAAGGAGCCUCAGAGGGUUCAACAAAGUCCGAGAUCUACCUCAGUCGGGAAUUGUCUACCUCCAUAGGAUAAAACCACUUUCGAAUGAGUUUAAAGGAACAGCUGUUGCUAGAGCGGACAACACUUUCGUAAGUCAGGCAGCUCCUGCACCAUUGAGAGAGCUCGGAGCAGAACUAAAGAGUGGCGAUGCAACGAUAAGCCUUCCAAGCACGGAAAGCUUUACAACCAAACAAUCACCUCCAUUACUUGUGCCAGCAAGCACGAUUGGCGCAGAAACUGUUGGCGAUUCCGCAUCUGUGGAACGAGUACCUACAACAGAGUCACAAGAAGCUACUACCCAAGCCAUCACAACUACGAGUGAAGAAAUGAUAGAAAUGCUGCCGACAAUGCCACCUAUUCAACGCACAACAACGGAGGAGACGGAAAUGCCUACACAAAGGCCGGAGAAAAAUAUGCUGAAAAUUGCCAUUUCCAAGAAGAAAAACAUAGAACCGAAAGAGUAUGACCUAUCAAGGCAAGCCGAAGUGGAUCUAGAACGUCUCAUUGCGGAAUUGAAGGAGCAAGAAGCGGUUGAUCUCAUCGAAGAACAUCCAGCUGCAGCUACUAUUGAUCUACCAAGGGCGGUCAUAAGCGGUCGGCGAACUCGUCCAGGAAACAACAAUGCAAGGCUUGUGCCACUGAGCGGAACUGCCAGGCUUCAUGUAGGUGAAUUUCACCGAAAACGGAGCGAUGCAAAACUGGUCCAGUUAAAAAAGAGAAAGUCAUUCGGUAGAGUCGGCGCCACCGCCACGGCACAAAGAGGACCCGACUUUGAUCCUUGGGAACGGGAACGAAUGGGUCAAGGAAGAACAGCUUAA
Molecule: messenger RNA, 963 nt
Organism: Cylicocyclus nassatus
Lineage: Eukaryota; Metazoa; Nematoda; Chromadorea; Rhabditida; Strongylidae
Source: the annotation of a GenBank genome assembly